AUGUCUAUAAAGACUUUAAAGUCGGGGUUCUCUGUUCGUGAUAUUUUGGACCUCCCGGACACGAAUGAUGAGGGAUCGGUGACUGAAGACACUGAAGAUGAGGAUGAAGAACUGAACCACAGUCUUCCUGGAAAUAAGCAGCGCGCAUCCUCCAGAGAUGCGUUUUGGCCCGGACCUGCAUCUGCAUGUGACCAUCAACAUCCAUCACCACCAGCAGCAGCAUCUCCAGACAAUUUAACACCGGGGCUGUCCACGGAUGAGUCUCAAGAUCGAGACAGACAGAGGUCAGAGGACUCUGAGGCCACGGGGAAGAAGCGCAAAAGGAGGAUCCUGUUUUCAAAGGCUCAGACGAUUGAAUUGGAGAGACGCUUUAGGCAACAAAGAUACUUAUCAGCCCCCGAGAGAGAACAUCUCGCUAGGGUGUUACGUUUGACCCCAACACAGGUGAAGAUAUGGUUCCAGAACCAUCGGUAUAAAGUCAAAAGGGCCCGGUCCGAGAAAGGAAUGGAGCCGGAAUUUCUGGUCUGUCCAAGGCGUGUGUCUAUUCCCGUUCUAGUGUGGGAAAGCAGACCAGUAUUCAAUCAUCAGGACAUCGCCGGUACUUUUCCAGCAGGUGCACCAUUUUCUGCUGUCCACAUGAAGCAAUUCCCCCAAAUACAACACAUAACAUCUGCUACAGCAGUAUGA
This is a messenger RNA of Xyrauchen texanus (razorback sucker), 687 nucleotides long. RefSeq names its product homeobox protein Nkx-2.2a-like. The transcript is spliced from 2 exons. Lineage: Eukaryota; Metazoa; Chordata; Actinopteri; Cypriniformes; Catostomidae. Gene Ontology annotation, molecular function: DNA-binding transcription factor activity, RNA polymerase II-specific; RNA polymerase II cis-regulatory region sequence-specific DNA binding. Bases 1 to 687 code for a protein of 228 amino acids. The record is from RefSeq and is a predicted model, not a curated record. Gene Ontology annotation, biological process: cell differentiation; regulation of transcription by RNA polymerase II. Gene Ontology annotation, cellular component: nucleus.